AUGGAUCCCCCUGGACCCUACAGUCUUCCUUGUUAUGAUGAAACAGAAGCACCAGAUUUUGGGGACUCGUCUCCAGUGCCUGAAGUUCAUGGUCCUGAGGAAAAUUAUUCUUGCUUACAAGUGUCUGCCGCUGAGCUGCUCCGAAAAGAAACUGCCUCUCCUUGUCCUUCCCCUGUGGACCUGCCUCUUCAGGACAGCCCUGAUUCUUCUACUAGUCCCAAGCUAAAGCUUCCCGGUCCUGAGUCUGCAGAGGGCACUGAGAAGAAGAGAGAGGACAAGGUCCAUGGGAAGAAGCAGAAAAUGCGAACUGUGUUCUCUGACACACAGCUGUGUGCACUGAGAAACAGAUUUCAGAGGCAAAAGUACCUCAGCCUCCAGCAGAUGCAAGAGCUCUCUGCGGGUCUGAACCUCAGCUAUAAGCAGGUUAAGACCUGGUUUCAGAACCAAAGAAUGAAAUGUAAGCGAUGGCAGAAAAGCCAAUGGCCUAAGACAAACACCGGUGUGACUCAGAAGGGCUCUGCAUUUGUGGAGUAUUCCAGCCUCCAUUCCGGCUAUCCACAGGGCUUUCUGAACACAUCUGAAAGCCUUCCAAUGUGGGGUAGCCAGACUUGGAGCAACCAGACUUGGACCCACCCAACGUGGAGCAAGCAGGCUUGGAGCAACGAGACCUGGACUAACCCAACUUGGAGCAACCAGGCAUGGACCAAUCCAACUUGGAGCAACCAGCCCUGGUGUCCUCAAGCCUACAAUAGUCAGGCUUGGAACACUCCCUUUGCGGAGGAUUCUCUGCAGCCUUACAUGCAGUGCCCCCAGAACCUCCUUGCCAGUGAUGUGGAGGCGAGUUUGGAAGCUGCUGGGGAAGGCCAUGCAUGUUUUAGCACCCCACAAGGCUUGGAAUUACUCCUGAACUACUCUGCGAAUUUGCCAGGGGAGAUGUGA
Messenger RNA from Mesocricetus auratus (golden hamster), 939 nucleotides. RefSeq names its product Nanog homeobox (gene Nanog). The transcript is spliced from 4 exons. The coding region runs from base 1 to 939 and encodes 312 amino acids. NCBI's taxonomy places the organism in Eukaryota, Metazoa, Chordata, Mammalia, Rodentia, Cricetidae. The record is from RefSeq and is a predicted model, not a curated record. Gene Ontology annotation, molecular function: RNA polymerase II cis-regulatory region sequence-specific DNA binding; DNA-binding transcription factor activity, RNA polymerase II-specific. Gene Ontology annotation, biological process: regulation of transcription by RNA polymerase II.